AUGGAGUCGGUUAGGCGCGCUCAAGGUUGCUGGACUUGUAAAAAGCGCAAGAUUGGCUGUGACAGAGGCGAGCCAUUUUGUAAUAACUGCAUCCGUACUGGCAGAGAGUGUCUCGGCUAUGGACUUCGACUGGCAUGGCCCGAUCAACCUGAUGGACGCCGCCGCGUGAAUCGGCUGCCCGAGCAAGAAAUACGUUCACCCUCGACCAACUCAGAAUACUAUGGCAAGCAAUUCUUGAAUGUGACCUACGCAGAUCUUGCUCUGGCAGGAAGUGGUUCGCCGCCUGACGGCCUGGCUGUCAUGCGCAGUGGCAUAGCGCGUCCCAAACGACUCAUAUCAUUUAUUCCAAAUGUUCAUGAGAGAGAAUCCUAUCUCAUCACAUAUUACGAGGGCCGGCUCGCGCGCAUGAUUUCGACCAUCGAUGUUAACAACGGCUUCCGUGACGAGCUACUCCCUAUGGCCAUGUCGAAUCUCAGCCCGGCCUCUGACGGUUUGCGCAAUGCGAUGCUGGCCUUGGCCGCGUUCCAUCUGUGGGGCCCCGAGCAAGCCUUGCCCUACAAGGCAAUGGCUCUUCGAUCCUUGUAUUCGUCCCUCAGCAGCGAUUCUGUUGGCAUUACGGAGACACAGCUGGCAACAUCAAUGAUGCUGUGCGUCUACAAUGUCUUCGAUGAGACAGAAGGCAACUGGUAUCUUCACUUAAACGGAGCCAAGAACAUACUUUGCCAACUUGCAGGCGUACGUGGGAGUCUCUUGAAGUACGGCUUCCUGUACACCUGGUUCCUCUAUCACGAGAUCCUUGGUUGCUUCGUUGAUCCUCUGCGACAAGGCAAAGACGGGCCUGCUUCUAUACGUCUGCGACGUGAUAUGCUCUUUGACCCGUCAAUUAUCGUCGGAUCUCUUGGCUGCUCAGUAGAAGUCAUGGAGAUCAUCAGCUACGUAAAUGGGUUACGGGCCAUUGAGCUCAAGGGAGAGUCAGCUGCAUUCUCUCCAGGGGAACAACUUUGCAGAAACGAAGAAUGGCACAGUAUCGAAAGUAGGUUAUCCAACCUGAAUCAACGACUGGACCCCGAGUCCGAAACGAAAUUGCCAACGCAAGAACGCACCAGGAUUCGUACCACCGCCGAAUUGUACAGAAUUGCUACCUUUUUGUACCUCCAGAGAACUAUCAACAAUGCUCAAGUACAAGAGACCAGGACAGUGUAUUUAGAGCAGGCCUUCCGAGUAUUGGGCAGUAUGGCUGUGUGUACCAGCCCUUGGCCUCUUUUUAUCAUCGCUUGCGAAACUGAGAGCGACGCACAACGGAUCGUGAUUCUUCAAACGUUAGAUCGAAUGGACGAAGAGCGUCAUAUUGGCAACGUCUUUGUUCUACGAAAUAUCAUCGAAUCAUUCUGGAAGCAACAGGACCUCCAAGUAGACAGUGGGCGGGCCUGCAACAUCAAAUGGUGGGAUGUCGUCGAUCUCAACACGGUAGCUCCCUGGUUCAUCUGA
This is a messenger RNA of Pseudomassariella vexata, 1488 nucleotides long. RefSeq names its product fungal-specific transcription factor domain-containing protein. Gene Ontology annotation, cellular component: nucleus. Gene Ontology annotation, molecular function: DNA-binding transcription factor activity, RNA polymerase II-specific; zinc ion binding; transcription cis-regulatory region binding. The record is from RefSeq and is a predicted model, not a curated record. The transcript is spliced from 6 exons. Gene Ontology annotation, biological process: positive regulation of transcription by RNA polymerase II. NCBI's taxonomy places the organism in Eukaryota, Fungi, Ascomycota, Sordariomycetes, Amphisphaeriales, Pseudomassariaceae. Bases 1 to 1488 code for a protein of 495 amino acids.